AAUCCAACCUUAUGAGGACAAAGAGACAUACUUCAUUUAUUCCUGACAUCGGAAAUAAGAUCUCCCCUGGUAGUGCAAGACAAAGUCGGCAACGGAGAAGAAAAGAACUUUAUAGGAAACGAGGUUGUAAUAAAAUUCCAAGAAAUCCAGAUUUCCAGUACGAUCAAAAUAGGCAGAAAACAUAUUGUGGACAACGUAAAAGGGAUUCCUGUGAGUUUUCUAGCCACUCUAGUAAAGACUUUAGCGUAGAACAUAAGUUUGCUCAAAAUAUACAUUCGAAACAUAUGGAAAAUGCUAAUCGACAAGAUUGGGCUGAAAACCACAUAGCAACCACAACUGAGUCGUCUAUACAUAGUGAAAGUCCUGGUUGCAAUCAAGAUGUAGCAGCAAACUUAGAGUAUAGACACUCCUCAUUAUCUAACUUGAAUGUCAAUGAAGAACUUGCGAUAGCACAAAAUGCUCGGAUGAUACGACAAGUUUCUUGUGAACAGCUUCUUGUGGACCAAGAUACAUUGUUGUCGUUGGAGACGCCUUUGAGAGGAUCAGCACAUGCUCUUUCUGAUGAUCUGAAAGAAAAACUUGGAACCGCUUUGGAAAUAUUGGACGAUGCCACAAUAGCCAGUUCCUCGUUUCUUUUGGAUAAUUAUACAGGACAGAACUGGACAGUGGAUAAUCAGGAGCAGUUAAAUGACUUUGGUAAUUGCCAUUCAUCAUAUAUAAAAACAGAGUUCUCCAGUUCACCAUGUACUCUUUUAAGAAAUUGGGCAUCGGAAGAUAUCGAAGGCUACCAAGCAAUGGAAGAACGAGAGUUGCAGCAAAAUUUGUCGAGAGAAUAUCGCUUACAGUCAUCAGAACAUUCAAUACAGUCGAGUCAAAAAGCGAAACCUGAUGAUGAGGAUCUUUUUGAGGUGAUUUGGCAGUCUUUAUUUGAACCAUGUUGCCAUCGCAAGAUGACAAGAGUUGCUAUUGGAGAACAACAGCGACUAGAAACAACUAAUUCAGAAGCCACCCAAUCCUCUUCUCCUGUUUCAAGGGAUAAGAAAUUAAACUUUUGUGCUCCAUUUUUGAGAAGAUUAUAUUCUCAUCAUUGAAUAUGCUUUUUAUCAACAUUGAGA
Galdieria sulphuraria is the source of this 1115-nucleotide messenger RNA. RefSeq lists its product as uncharacterized. Lineage: Eukaryota; Rhodophyta; Bangiophyceae; Galdieriales; Galdieriaceae. The transcript has a single exon. Bases 12 to 1091 code for a protein of 359 amino acids. The record is from RefSeq and is a predicted model, not a curated record.